UCUGUGGAGGUGGCCCAGGCGAUUGUCCCUGAGCUGAGCGCAUCACCCUGUCCCCAAAUCCUUUCCUGUUUUGUUUUUUCAUUCCCCUCCUCCCUUUCUCUCUCGCUCUCUCUCUCUCUCCAUCCCUCCCCUCCCCCACCCCCCAGUCCGCGACGACUGGCUCUUGACCCUGUUCAGGCCUCGGUGAAGGCAUUUGGUUACGUCCUUUUCACCCCAUCCUUUAAUUCUUUUAUUUUGAAGAGUGCAUUUCAAGCUGCCAGUGUGAUUACAGAUGGAAAUUCAGGUCCUGGUUAAAUCGUCAUCUCUAGUGUAAUGGGAUACAGAGUAAUCAGUAAAAUAAAUUUAAAUUGCUUUAUGUCUUAAUUUGUAUAACAUAAAUAUGUAAUUUUAAAGGAAUAACUUUUGAUCUACGGUUUAUUUUUAAAGGUUAAUCCACAGUAUUUAGAAUACAAUAGAAUUGUCUGUGUUAUGAAACUUUAAACUGAGUUUGUGUUUUUUAGUAGAGCUUAGACAGAAUAGUUGCUAGCCCUUAUAAGAACCUCCGGAUGCAACAGUAGUAACAACAGUAAUGUAUCUAAUGACAGUAGGUAUCAGAAAGGUAAAAGAUAUUCCAGGGUACUAUAUACCAUAAGAAGGACUGGCAAAUUGUGACACAUCUCUUUUCAUAUGUAGAGACUUUCUGGAACAUUAUUGGGUUUUGUUCUUUCAUACAUUGUCCAUGAAGCCAUCCUACAGAGUUUACUAGUUGCAGCAGAGGUUAUCAGGCUCGUGGAGAAAAAAAAAUACUGACUCUAAGACCUUUACAGGAGAAGUUUGCCAACCUCUGUCAUGCAAACUAUUUUAAGGUCCUUUACUUUAAAAUAACCAACUCUUGGUUAUUUCUUAACUAGACAGUUAUUAAAAUGUGUGCAGUAUUAAUAUUCUUUAAUAAGUGUUCUGAGAAGUAUUGAGGCGAACAACUUUUCCUUAUAGUUUAAUUUUAUACUUAAGACUACUAAAAUAAUUUGUAUAGUUUUUAUUUUUUAUGUGAUAAUUUUAUUUUUAUGUGAUAAGCAAAGGUGUGCCAUACCUAAGAGCACCAGUAAAUCACAUGAGAGAUCACCUGAUAACCCAAAUAAUGAACUGUGAUGUUCCAACUGCAUAUUGAUUCAUUGGCAGCAUUUGCUAAUUAACUGAUGUGUUGCUGUAUAUCAUCUCUUUGAUGAUUACUUCUUGCCUCUGUAGCCUAUCUUACAAUUCCAACACAUUUGUGGUACUCUAUGUCUAUCUUAAAUUAACCGUGUUUUGUACUACAAAUACAUUGCCUAUGGAUCUGUUGCUGAAACAGGGAAGUCUUAAACAAGAAGUUGAAUCUUUCUGUUAUCAAAUUGUGUCUGAAUCAAAUGAUCAAAAGGUUGGAAUAUUACAAAAUGAAGGUGAACAGCUGCAGCCUUCAGUUUCUAAAAACUCAGAAGGUGAGCUCUCCAGAGUCAAAUUUAUGUCCAAUUCCAGCAAAAUAACAUCAUUUAGUAAGAAACCAAAGAGAAGAAAAUAUGAUGAGAGUUAUUUGUCUUUUGGAUUUACUUACUUUGGAAAUAGGGAUGCGCCUCAUGCUCAGUGUGUAUUAUGUAAGAAAAUUUUAUCCAACAGUUCUUUGGCCCCUAGUAAGCUUCGAAGACAUUUAGAAACAAAGCAUGCUGCACAUAAGGACAAAGACAUAAGCUUUUUCAAGCAACAUCUUGAUUCACCUGAAAAUAAUAAACCUCCAGUACCUAAAAUUAUCAGUACAGAUAAUGAAAGUGCUACAGAGGCAUCAUAUAAUGUAAGUUAUCAUAUAGCCCUCAGUGGAGAGGCUCAUACUAUUGGAGAAUUGCUUAUCAAGCCCUGUGCGAAAGAUGUUGUGAUGAGGAUGUUUGAUGAACAGUAUAGUAAAAAAAUAGAUGCAGUACAACUUUCAAACAGCACUGUUGCACGUCGAAUAAAGGAUCUGGCUGCUGACAUUGAAGAAGAGCUUGUUUGUAGAUUGAAAAUUUGUGAUGGGUAUUCACUGCAGCUAGAUGAAUCGGCUGAUGUUUCAGGACUUGCUGUACUGCUUGUGUUUGUUCGGUAUAGGUUUAAUAAGUCGAUUGAGGAAGAUCUGCUCUUAUGUGAGUCUUUGCAGAGUAAUGCCACUGGUGAAGAAAUUUUUAACUGUAUCAACAGUUUUAUGCAGAAACAUGAAAUUGAAUGGGAAAAAUGUGUUGAUGUUUGUAGUGAUGCUUCUAGGGCAAUGGAUGGAAAAAUUUCUGAGGCUGUCACCUUGAUAAAAUACGUGGCUCCUGGAAGCACCAGUCAUCACUGUCUGUUAUAUCGACAAGCACUAGCAGUAAAAGUAAUGCCUACAUCUCUGAAAAACGUGCUAGAUCAGUCAGUACAAAUCAUCAAUUAUAUUAAAGCUCGACCCCAUCAAUCCAGAUUACUAAAAAUUUUAUCUGAAGAAAUGGGUGCUCAGCAUACAGCACUUUUUCUUAAUACAGAGGUGAGGUGGCUUUCUCGAGGGAAAGUUCUUGUAAAACUUUUUGAGCUUAGGCGUGAACUAUUGGUUUACAUAGAUUCUGCAUUCCGGCUAUCUGAUUGUUUAACAAAUUCAUCUUGGCUGCUAAGACUUGCAUAUCUUGCAGAUAUUUUUACUAAAUUAAAUGAGGCUAAUCUGUCAAUGCAAGGGAAAAAUGUGACAGUUUUUACAGUAUUUGAUAAAAUGUCAUCAUUGUUAAGGAAAUUGGAGUUUUGGUCAUCAUCUGUAGAAGAAGAAAACUUUGAUUGUUUCCCUACACUCAGUGACUUUGUGACUGAAAUUAAUUCUACAGUUGAUAAGGAAAUCUGUAGUGCUAUUGUGCAGCAUCUAAGGGGCUUGCGCUCUACCCUAUUAAAAUAUUUUCCAGUAGCAAAUGACAGUAAUGCUUGGGUUAGAAACCCUUUUACUAUAACUGUUAAACCAGCCUCAUUGGUAGCACGGGACUAUGAGAACCUUAUUGAUUUAACAUCUGAUUCUCAAGUAAAACAGAAUUUCAGUGAACUUUCACUAAAUGACUUUUGGAGUAGCCUCGUUCAAGAGUACCCCAGCAUUGCAAGGCGUGCAGUUCGUGUACUACUUCCUUUUGCUACAAUGCAUCUGUGUGAAACUGGAUUUUCAUAUUAUGCGGCAACAAAAACAAAAUAUAGGAAAAGACUUGAUGCUGCACCUCAUAUGCGGAUACGACUUAGCAAUAUUACACCUAAUAUUAAGCGGAUAUGUGAUAAAAAGACACAGAAACACUGUUCUCACUAAAAUUUGAAGAGUUUUGCAUGUCUCUUGUUAACCAAAUACAAAGAAAAUAAAAGAUGGUUUAUUUCA
Molecule: messenger RNA, 3352 nt
Organism: Sorex fumeus (smoky shrew)
Lineage: Eukaryota; Metazoa; Chordata; Mammalia; Eulipotyphla; Soricidae
Gene: ZBED5
Product: zinc finger BED-type containing 5
Exons: 3
Coding region: 1202-3286 (694 amino acids)
Molecular function (GO): DNA binding
Source: RefSeq, a predicted model, not a curated record